CCCAACUUGACCCAUCUCCCGCCGGCUUUGGAGUUCCCUUGUUCCGCGGAGCUUCCCUCCCUAUUUAAGCCGUCGCCAUGGCUAGCCUGGGGCUCAAUGAGACCGGAAUGGAGAACUGCAGGAUUGACGACUCCUUUAAGUACAACUUGUACUCUGUGGUCUAUAGCGUGGUCUUUGUGUUGGGCCUGAUCACCAACUGUGCUGCCCUCUUUGUAUUCUGCUUCCGGAUGAAGAUGAGCAAUGAGACCACAAUGUUUAUGACUAACUUAGCUUUAUCUGAUUUAGUGUUUGUUUUCACGCUGCCGUUCAAGGUCUUCUACAAUGUUAGACGCAACUGGCUGUUCGGAGAUGGACUUUGUAAAAUUUCGGGAACGGCCUUCAUCACCAACAUCUACGGCAGCAUGCUCUUCCUCACCUGCAUCAGUGUAGACCGCUUCCUGGCAAUAGUCUACCCUUUCCGCUCACGCUCUAUACGCACACGCAGGAAUGCAGCGCUGGUGUGUGCUGCCGUGUGGCUGACAAUCCUGGGUGGAGGAAUAUCAGUGACCUUCUUCUCCACCAUCAACAGCAAAAACCAAUCCACCAAAUGCUUUGAGGGCUUCUCUCAGAGCACCUGGAGGACCUACCUGUCCAAAAUCACCAUCUUUAUUGAGAUCGUGGGCUUCCUCAUCCCCCUGCUGGCCAACUUGGUAUGUUCCUCACUGGUACUGAGGACUCUGCGUCGCCCUGCAACUGUUGGUCACGGCUGCGACAGCAAGAGGCGUGUCUUACGGAUGAUUGUGGUGCAUCUGGGCAUCUUCAUCAUAUGCUUCGUGCCUUACAACUCUAUCCUCUUCCUUUAUGCCCUGGUGCGGACCCAGGCCCUGGCUAACUGCGCCAUUGAGCGAUUUGCUCGAACUCUUUACCCGAUCACGCUGUGCCUGGCCAGCCUCAACUGCUGCCUGGACCCCGUGGUGUACUACUUCACCUCAGAGAGCUUCCAGAAAAGCUUGACCCAGGGAGGAAAAGGGUCAGGCUCUCGACCUGAGAGCAUCCCCCGCAGUGAUGCAGAGACCCAGGACACAACAAACACUCUCCCUAAAGACACACACACUGUAGCCAGCAAUGGAAAAGAGGCAAAUGUGUCUGAAAGUCAGUUCUGAUUCAGCAGGGAAGAUGGAAGAGAAAGAAGGACAUGGUGGGUUUUCAAUGACAUGAGCCCUGAUUUGGGGGAAAAAUAAACAAUCAGCUGUUUGGUCCUGGAAGUGACAAACACAUAGCUCAACAGAUUAGUUAAGUCCUGAGGUAAGUCCUGAGGUAUGGCCUGGGCUUUAGGGAUUAAUCCGCCACAGGAGAACAGAGGAAUGUAUCUGUGUUUAUUAUGAGAGAAAGCCACAGGGACCAGAGAACCACACAAAUCACGACUAUUUUGAAAGUGCAGAGACAUGCAGAGCCUCUAAAAGAGACUCCCAUACAUCACCACUCAGGCUUAACAUGCACAAACACUCACAAAUGCACUGGAUAAGAUGGAAAAUUCCGUCCUCAUUGUUGAAAUACACUGAUAAAUACUUUUGUAACACACUGAGCCCGUAGGUCUUAUUGUUAUAAAGC
Limanda limanda (common dab) is the source of this 1590-nucleotide messenger RNA. It is a transcript of the gene lpar4, whose product is annotated as lysophosphatidic acid receptor 4. Lineage: Eukaryota; Metazoa; Chordata; Actinopteri; Pleuronectiformes; Pleuronectidae. Gene Ontology annotation, molecular function: lysophosphatidic acid receptor activity. Gene Ontology annotation, cellular component: membrane. Gene Ontology annotation, biological process: phospholipase C-activating G protein-coupled receptor signaling pathway; positive regulation of Rho protein signal transduction. The transcript has 2 exons. Bases 78 to 1142 code for a protein of 354 amino acids. The record is from RefSeq and is a predicted model, not a curated record.